Messenger RNA from Enterobius vermicularis (human pinworm), 684 nucleotides. NCBI's taxonomy places the organism in Eukaryota, Metazoa, Nematoda, Chromadorea, Rhabditida, Oxyuridae. The record is from the annotation of a GenBank genome assembly.
AUGGGUAAAGGGCAAAGUAAAGAAGACAAGAAACUGGACGGUUCAAUAAAGAAACGAGCCAAUAGAAGAUUGACUGUUGAGGAACUUAAAGAAUUAGAAGAAAUGACUUAUUUUUUUAUAAGCACGUUCACCAGAAAAGAACAGUUGUUAUUUUCUUUCAUACCUUCUAAAAACAAUUUUUUAGUUACUCAAAAUGAACUGAAAAAAUGGUACAAGGAUUUCUUACGAGACUGCCCAACUGGCGAACUCAGGAUACAUGAAUUUCAAAGUAUUUAUAAACAAUUCUUCCCACGCGGUGACCCAUCCAAAUUUGCUUCUUAUGUUUUCGGUGUCUUCGACAGUAAUAAGGAUGGUUACAUAUCAUUUCGGGAAUUUAUCAUUGCGCUUUCAAUUACUUCACGAGGAUCAUUAGAUGAGAAACUCGAUUGGGCAUUUUCAUUAUACGACGUAGACAAAGACGGCUACAUAACUAAAACCGAGAUGAUUGAAAUUGUUGACGCAAUUUAUUCAAUGAUAGGUAAUGUUGUGGACUUCUCUGAGGGCGAAGAAACUCCUGAAAAGCGGGUUGCCGUAAUAUUUUCCAGCAUGGAUCUCAACCUUGAUGGAAAGUUAACUCGUGAAGAAUUUAAAGUGGGUUCAAGAAACGAUCCAUGGAUUGUACAAGCAUUAACGAUGGAUUCAUAA